UGGUGACGCUCUUUUAUAAUGCCUGACUCAUGGAUGCUAUGGCGUGUCUCCUAUCUGUGUCAGUGGAACUGGAGUAUUGGGUUAGAGCCGAGGGCUGUGUAUGCAUGAAUGUUUGUGUUUGUGUGGAUGUGUAUGAGGGAGAGAAGGAGAGAGAGAGUGGGUUAGAGAGAGAGAGUGAGGUCGAGAGAGAGAAGGAGAGAGAGGUAGAGAAAGAGAGGGAAAGAGAGAGCCGUGGUGAAAAGGGGAUAGAGAGAGGAAUCCAAGCUGACGGCUUCCCUAAUAGAGCAUGAGUAACUCAGCUAGAGAAGCAGGGAUUCGUUGGAUUACAGCAGCAUUUUCAGUUCGAUAUUUGGAUGUACAUGUUUAGGAUUUAGCUAUAAUGUCGACAGCAAAUUUGUUUCUGAAAGCAUGUUUAAUAAUGGACCAGCGAAUAAAAUUUAAAUGGUGGCUGAAUUAUUUAUUGUUUACCCUCCUUUUUGGUGUUUCUUUUGGAGAAGUCCGUUAUGUUCUUCCAGAGGAGAUGCAGCGGGGGUCGGUUAUCGGGAACGUUGCUCGGGAUCUGGGGCUGCGAGUGACGGAGCUUGCUGCUCGUCGCGCCCGGGUUGUUGCAGAGGGAACAAGCCAGCUGUGUGAACUGGACACUGCGUCAGGCAGUCUUUUGAUCAGCCAACGGAUAGACCGAGAGGAGCUUUGCGCGCAAGCAACUGUCUGCAUCUUACAGUAUCAGCUCUUACUUGAGGAUCCCCUUCAAGCAUACAGCUUAGUUUUGGAUAUUGCAGAUAUAAAUGACAACAGCCCAGUUUUUGCUGCAGGAGAGAUAAACCUAGAUUUAGUGGAAUCUACAGUUCUAGGGAGGCGCUUUCCGUUGGAGAGCGCGCAUGACCCCGAUUUGGGCAUCAACUCUGUCCGUGAAUAUAAACUGAGCCCGAAUGAUCAUUUUGCACUGGAAAUGAGUUCUCAAAUAAAUGGCAAUGCUUAUCCGGAGCUAGUCCUUAAAAAGGCCUUGGACCGGGAGGCACAGGCUGAACAUGUACUGAAAAUCAAUGGAAUUGACGGGGGAAAUCCGGUCAGAUCAGGAACUGCUUCUAUCCACAUCCGUGUUUUGGACGCCAAUGAUAAUGUCCCAGUUUUUAGCCAACGAGUUUACAAAGCUUCUGUACCAGAGAACUCGGCCGUGGGAACUGUCAUAGCAAAACUGAAUGCCACGGACUUAGAUGAAGGUGUUUAUGGAGAGAUAACGUACUCUUUCAGUCACCUGUCAGACAAGACUGGAGGAGUUAUUGAAAUGAACCCUCAGAGUGGAGAAGUACGGGUGACAGGGCUCAUUGACUAUGAAGAGGCUAGUACGCACGAGCUGGACGUUCAGGCUAAAGAUGGCGGCGGUCAGGCCUCUCACUGUAAACUUAUAAUUGAUGUAAUUGAUGUAAAUGAUAAUAAACCCGUGAUAGAAAUAAAAUCAGCCUCUGCUAACGUAGCUGAAGACUCUAAGCCAGGAACUAUGGUUGCUCUGAUUAACAUUUAUGACCUGGACACUGGAAGCAGUGGGCGUGUCACGUGCACAAUCUCAGACAAUGUUCAAUUUAAAUUUGUAUCAGAGGUGAAAAACUACUACAUGUUAGUUACUGACGGAUUAUUAGACAGAGAACUUCAACCAGAGUACAACAUCACAAUCACGGCCACUGAUGCGGGCUCUCCCUCACUCUCCAGCGUAAAAGUUCUAACAAUCAUGGUUAAUGAUAUAAAUGAUAAUCCCCCGACUUUUACACAGAGCGAGUACAAUGCCAACAUUUUGGAAAACCAACCAAUUGGCACGUUUGUGAUGAAAGUGAAAGCAGAGGACACUGACGAUGGAUCUAAUGCUAGAAUACUGUACCAAAUAUCAAAGGACUCAAAUUCUGAAGCGUCCUCUUUUCUCACCAUCAACUCAGAAACAGGGCAGCUCUUCACAUCACGUCGUUUUGAUUAUGAACAGUCAGUUCACUUCCAAAUUAAGGUGAUAGCUCGAGAUGGAGGCGACCCUCCACGCUCCACCACCUGUACCAUAAACGUUUUUAUUAAGGACCAAAAUGAUAAUACACCUGUUGUCCUAUAUCCUGUCCAAACCACCGGGUUCAUUGCUGAAGAUAUGGUGCCAGUAGAAGCACCUAGAGGGUACCUGGUCACUAAAGUGGUAGCUGUGGACGCAGACUCUGGCCAUAACGCCUGGCUUUCUUAUAGAAUAAUCAAAGCAACGCGACCUAAUCUGUUUACGGUAGGCCUGCACACAGGGGAAAUCAGAACAGCGCGAGCUUUCAUGGAGGACGAUGAACCGAAACAAACUGUUGUCGUUUUAGUAACGGAUAACGGGUCGGAAUCUCUCUCCGCCACUGCUACUGUCAGUAUAGUAAUUGGUGACGGUCUGCCUGUUUUAAACGAACUUUUUGAGUUCACUGAUGAAUCACAGGGCAACGAUAAUUUAACGCUCUAUUUGAUUAUCGCUCUCUCAACCGUUUCCUCCCUUUUCAUCAUUUUAAUCAGCGCAGUGUUUUAUUUUAAGCUCUGCCGGCGUGGUUAUGUUUACCGUUCGACCACCGCCAGUCUCCCCGUUUUCCCCACGACCUACUGCCCCCCCAGCUUUACAGAUUUCAGUCGUUGUGGGACCCUCCUGAAAGAUGACCGGUAUGAUUCCUUCCUGACCACUGGGUCGUGGAGAGGUGAUUUUCGCUUUGGCUCAAGCACAGACACUGACACACUGAAGAAAAGAAGUGCAGCCUAUCAAAAAAACACCUUAAGGCGCACUAGUACAGACAGAGCUAGUCUGAAGGUGAGGGCAGGUGCACCGCAUCCUUGCUUCGUGGUCAAGUGAGACUCGGCCAUAACAUAUUGUAAAUAUGUGGUGGAAUAAUAAUAAUAAUAAUAAUCCAUUUGCAAUGAAUUCAGUUAGGACCUUCUGACUGUCAAAUAUAUUAUGAUUCCACUCAUUUUCUCAUGGUUAUUUAGAAUUACAAGGAAAAUCCAAUACUGUUAUUGAGUUUAAAGCAUCAAGAUUUUUCAUGGAUAUG
Molecule: messenger RNA, 3041 nt
Organism: Lates calcarifer (barramundi perch)
Lineage: Eukaryota; Metazoa; Chordata; Actinopteri; Centropomidae
Product: protocadherin gamma-A2-like
Exons: 1
Coding region: 380-2845 (821 amino acids)
Biological process (GO): homophilic cell-cell adhesion
Cellular component (GO): plasma membrane
Molecular function (GO): calcium ion binding
Source: RefSeq, a predicted model, not a curated record